AUGUCCGCCAACCGAUUCCUCAUCUGGGGCGGCGAAGGCUGGGUCGCCGGCCACCUCAAGGCCCUCCUCGAGUCCCAAGGCAAAGAAGUCCACACCACCACCAUCCGCAUGGAGAACCGCGAGGCCGUCCUCGCCGAGCUCGACCGCGUCAAGCCCACCCACGUCCUCAACGCCGCCGGCUGCACCGGCCGCCCCAACGUCGACUGGUGCGAGGACAACAAGGAGACCACCAUCCGCAGCAACGUCAUCGGCACCCUCAACCUCACCGACGCCUGCUUCCUCAAGGGCAUCCACGUUACCGUGUUCGCUACGGGGUGCAUUUACCAGUAUGACGAGGAGCAUCCUAUUGGUGGGAAGGGCUUCUUGGAGACGGAUCCUGCCAAUUUCGCUGGGAGCUUUUACUCGGAGACCAAGGCUCAUGUUGAGGAGAUCAUGAAGUACUACAACAACGUCCUCAUCCUCCGCCUCCGAAUGCCCGUCUCCGACGACCUCCACCCCCGCAACUUCGUCACCAAAAUCUCCAAAUACGAGCGCGUCGUCGACAUCCCCAACUCCAACACCAUCCUCACCGACCUCCUCCCCGCCUCCAUCCUCCUCGCCGAGCACAACGAGAAGGGCAUCUACAACUUCACCAACCCCGGCGCCAUCUCCCACAACGAGGUCCUCACCCUGUUCCGCGACAUCGUCCGUCCCGAGUUCCAGUGGAAGAACUUCUCCCUCGAGGAGCAGGCCAAGGUCAUCAAGGCUGGCAGGAGCAACUGCAAGUUGGAUUCUACCAAGUUGAUUAAUAAGCUCAAGGAGUAUGGGUAUGAGGUUCCUGAGAUUCAUGAGGCGUAUAAGAAGUGUUUUGAGCGGAUGAAGGCGAAUGGUGUCAACUAA
Molecule: messenger RNA, 879 nt
Organism: Scedosporium apiospermum
Lineage: Eukaryota; Fungi; Ascomycota; Sordariomycetes; Microascales; Microascaceae
Exons: 2
Coding region: 1-879 (292 amino acids)
Biological process (GO): S-adenosylmethionine biosynthetic process
Cellular component (GO): methionine adenosyltransferase complex
Molecular function (GO): methionine adenosyltransferase regulator activity
Source: RefSeq, a predicted model, not a curated record